Molecule: messenger RNA, 3227 nt
Organism: Schistosoma spindalis
Lineage: Eukaryota; Metazoa; Platyhelminthes; Trematoda; Strigeidida; Schistosomatidae
Source: the annotation of a GenBank genome assembly
GUUAAAUAUCAUUUGUUAACAAAAGGAAUACAAUAAUUUAUGAUACGAAAUAGACAAUGUGUUAUUUUCUUUCAGAGUUUAACUGACAACUUAUUGCACAAUGUUUAUAGUGAAUAAAUUUAUGUAAUUAUCGUAAAUCCUUGGCCUUUUGCUAUUUUUUUCGUAUUAUACAAAAGUACUUCAUAUAAAUAGCUACAUUAAUUGAUCAUCUGGCUAUAGACGCUGGUAUCUUAAGCAAGGUUCAAUAUUCUUCAUCUAACUCUGUCCUCGGCGAUCCUCUCCAGUUGUUUCCAGUUUCUAUUCAUUCCUUUGAUAUCUUUUUCCGAUUCCUGACGCAAUGUGUUCUUUGAUCUUCCUCUUUUCCGUUUCUUUUCAAGAUUACAAGUUAGCUCUUGCCGCCCGAUGCAUUUUGGUGGUUUCCGCAAUGUAUGUCUUACCAACUUCCAACAUCUUUUCCUCAUUUCCUCUUCAGAUCGAAGCUGGUUUGUUCUCUCCCACAGUGGGUUGUUGCUGUUGGAAUCCGGACAACAGACAUUGAGUAUCUUGUGUAGAAAAUCGUUCAUAAAUACUUGUACCUUUUUGAUGAUGGUUGUAGUAGUUCUUGAAGUUUUAGCUCCGCACAUUUUACACUGUUCGGACAUUCCAUGUACCUAUAUUAACUGUUGCUCUGGUUGUUAGAAAGAGCAUCGGUCACGUGAUUUUCACUAUGAGAGGUUAUAAUUUUUCUAAAUGAAGAUUCUUCAACUCAAAAGACAGAGAUUAUAUGGUUCAAAUAGAUUUUUUCCAAUAAUCGUUUUCUUAGCCAGGUUGUUUUCUACUGGAUGUGGUUGCUGACCACAUGCCCAACUCUCCUGUUUCAUCCGAGUCUGGGACCGGAAGUAAAUCUGGAAGGGCUAAAAGUGAAGUAUAUUUACAGAUAUGUAUAUCCUUGGUCUCCAGCUUUUGGUUGGCUUGAGAUUGGAGACGAAAUUCUAGAAAUCGAAGGUCAUUUAGGUACCGAAUUAACAGAACAGGAAUCUUAUUCACUUGCUGAAUUGAAAAGUAAUUAUCUACGCCUUGGAAUUCGACGCUUACCAAUGUUUAGUAAUCAGUAUAUGGGAACAAGGCCAGCUUCUAGAAAUCUUUCAAGAGCUGCCAGUACAACAGUAUAUGGUCAAACUGGACCGUAUUCUAGACUUAAUGUACAACCUCAACAGAAACCAGUUAAUGCCAAAGAUAAUGAUGAUGUUGAAUCAGAAGAAGUUGAUUACAGUUUUAUGAAUUUACCGGUUCGUGAGAGACGGAAACUUUUUCUUGGUGGAGGUCAACCGCCCAGUAUUCAAAGAGGUUAUCUACAUUCAUUAACAAUGCCAAGAACAAAAAACGAUGUAAACAACUUUCAUAGUCGAUAUGAAACUCAAUCGGAGUAUGGUGGAACAGAUCAUAACUUUGGAUGGGAUGCUCCAGUAACACCAACAUGGGUUAGAGAAAAUCGUACAACCAAUACUAGUGAACCAGUAAAAUCAAGAUCAACUAAAACAUUCAGUUUGUCUACAGUGCCAUCAGAAAAAUCAUUUCAACAACAAUUCACUCAAUACGUUGCUGGACCACCUUCACCUCGUUACAAUCAGAAUCCACCUGCUACUACAAAUUAUUUCAAUACUGUGCAACCAAAAUCGAAUUAUAGACAAAACUAUCCUCAAUACUCUGCAACUAUACAUGUUCAAGAUUCACAUCCAACUGGGAACAUAACAUCUGGGCGAGUAUACAAUGGAAGCUCAACACGUAUCUACCCAGUUAAACAAUAUAAUUCAAGUUCAUCACCUGUUAGACCAAUUACACCUUCAUCGGUCUACCCAUCAUAUAAUUCGUACAAUUCAAUAUCACGUGGUUCCGGCAGAGUAGUACAACCUCUACGUGUAAAUGUAUACAACAGCGAUAAUGCAUCUACGGUAUACAGUCCACAUCGAAAAGUAGAAAGUUCUCCCAACUGGAAUCCUAGUUCACCUAUUUAUCCAGCAUAUCCAGCUUAUAUGGAUAAAUCAAAUCAUGUCGAUAUUCAGCCUUUACGUUAUAGACGAGAACAAUCUGUUCGACCAGUAACAAUCUAUUCAACAAAUAAUCCAGCAACUAAUACAACAAUUGAAACGAAACAAGUAUGGAAAGCUAUACCAGCUCAGAAUUGGUUAGAUACACAAAGAACAGUACGUAGUGGUACAUUUAUAACUACAACGAAGAAAAUUCCUAGUGGACGACGUUCAGAUAUUAACAAUGAACCAUCAGGUGUGUCAGAGUUUUAAAUAUCAACAUCUGUUUGGAUUUAACAACAAUAACACUUCAUAACUACUUAUAUAUUAUCAAAUAUGAAAUACAAAGCAUUUUUACAUUUCUAGUAAUAAAUAUGACAUCGGAAAAUAUUAUAGAAUUUAAAAAAAGUUCAGUUGAACAAAAAUUAUUCUUCAAUGUAGUAAUUUAUUUACUAAAAUUACAUCUAGUCAUUUAUUUUACCCUCGUUUUAGCUUUAUUUAAAUCAUUAACUAAGGUAAUAUAUUUGUUUGUUUCUUUUUGCUUUGAUUUUAACAACAAAUAUAUAUAAGAUGACUCUUUUGUUUUGUUUUUCGUCAUGGUUUUCGUCUACAAACACUAAUGAGAUAAAAAAAAGGAAAGGUCAAUGAUUAAUUUAUAUAGAAAUAUUAUUAUUAUUACUAUAUUUUAUUUUUGUCUUCUCAAAAAUUGAUUCUCAUUACGUUCCUCUUUCUCCUCUUACUUAAAUGUUAUUUCGUAGAAUUACAUUGUUUUUUUUUCUCAUUUAAAUUGAAGAUUAUUAUUCUUCAAUUUAUUUUGUUGUAAUUCAUUGAUAUAAAAUAUAUUUAUCUUUAAAUUGCAUGAGUUUAUUGUAUUGAUUAUAUAAUAUUUGUUUUAUUUAGUUAAAACUAUUUUUAUUGUCUUCAUUGUUUCAACUAUUUCAAUUAUUAUUAACAGUCAUAGCUACUAAAAUUAUAAUUGAUAACUAUUAAUUCCUAUUACUCAUUGGCUUUAUCCUUUCAGAAUCUUUAAUUUAAUUUAAUUAAUUUAUGAUAUUUUUUAACUUGAUGGCAUGAUACGCUUUAAAGAAAACUUGUUUUCUAAAUAAAAUCUUUCAUUUAAUUUAUUAAAUACAACAAUGAAAUACAAACAUUAGCAAAGAUACAUACAUACUGAACAUUACAUUAAACGAAUCUUCAAUAUAUAUAUAUAUAUAUAUAUAU